Messenger RNA from Schistosoma intercalatum, 1433 nucleotides. The record is from the annotation of a GenBank genome assembly. NCBI's taxonomy places the organism in Eukaryota, Metazoa, Platyhelminthes, Trematoda, Strigeidida, Schistosomatidae.
UUCGGAUGGUGCGCUACUAACUAGGCACUGACUUGUGUAACCAUAAUUCUUAGUAGAUUAUGAGUCAUUGUUUUGCUAAAUCGAGAAUAUCAAUAUACUUAUUUGUAGUAACAAAUAGUGUGUUGUUCCUGGAGGGAAAAAAGUGAUCAAGAAAACUUUAAAAUUUUAUGGUUUAGUUAUGUUCAUGUAAUAACCAGCUCUAUUAUGCGGUUUGAAUAUGUAACAUAUAAGCUAUCUGCUUCUGGUUCCGAUUCCAAGAUUGUUUUAACCUUAGCCCUUCUCACUCAUACUAAUCUGCAUGUUCGUGUAGAACCGGAGUUACCUUCUGGAUAGACGCAAGCUGCUACGGAAUCUUUGAAAUGGCGUACAGAGAAGUUCUCCAUUCUUCUUCUGAAGAUGAAUCUAGCAGCAAUGAUGACAUUUGUUGGAAACGAAGAAAAUCAGAUAUUCGAGCCUCACCAAUGAAAGAGGAUUUCAGUGUAAAUAUCCCAAAGAAACCAUAUAGAAAAAAUCGCAACUGUGUUUGGGUAAAUGUUAUCAACGAAUACAAAUUGGAUGAUGCUUUGUCAGUAGCUCAUGUUCAUGAGAAAUGUGACUCUAGCAGGGGUGUUGAAAGCUAUUUGGUUAAUACAGAUACUGAUGAUGAACGGAAGACUAUUGAAGUAUGCACGCAACCAGAGUUGUCUACUAGAAUAUUAAAAAAAUCAGAUCGCUCUAUCAAGCAACGGCUUGGACCACUUCUAUGGGACCAGGAAGUAUCUAGAUCACAUAUUGAUGUUACUUUCGACAGUCCACCCGAUCUUGUCGCUGAAACUAUCACUAAUCUACUAAAAGAACCAAACGAGGAUUUAAUAAAGCGAACUGUUGAUAUUUUGGGUGUUCAGCGAGCUCUCGAAUUUUACUACCUUACGGAAGAUAUCGAGAACAAUGGUGGUCUCUACUUAAUGGAUGGGUCUCGAAGACGAUCACCUGGUGGUGUUUAUCUUAAUCUAAUCAAACAUUCCUAUUCAGUAAAAAAAGAAGAAAAGAAGUUGAUCUUUCUAAUUGACAGACAAAUGAAGGAUAAGUUGAAAAGAGCUCGCAGGAAUUCUCGUCGUGUAAGAAAAUAUGAAGAGUCAGACAUUGUAUGCGAACUUCCAAGCAAUCCAGCGAAAUCAGUCGAAUCCGAUUGUCCUUCUCCUUUAGAUAUUCACAGUUCUCAAGAACCAGUUAUUUUGGAAGGUGAAAUUUCACAACCUGCUUCUCCUGUAAUUACAAUGGAUACAACGUGUGCAAGUCCGUGUGUAAAAUCACCCGAAGAUAAUGAAAGUAUGGAAGAAGGUGAAUUGCCUCCUAGUGAUGACGAUAUCUAAAUCUUUGUAUAAAAUCCUUUCCCUCUGAUGCUAUUCCAGUUUUGAAAUAAAUAAAUAAUAUACAGUUUUAAAAUAAGUUAA